AUGGCGAAAUCGCAAAAAGAGGAUACUAAUUCCGAUAGCAACGGUCAUUUAUUCGAUGUAUUAGGUAAGCAGUAGGUGCAACGCACAUUAUAAUCCAAAAAGUGAAAUACAGAAGAAGGUGCAUCUCAUCCGACAGUGGCACCCUUGCAACCACGGUUUUCUCCUAAAUACAUUAGAAACACUUUUUGGUCUGGGUAUCUCAAUAAAAUUAGCAAUAAUCGAAAACAGAAGGCGUGCUUGGGACGAUGGGAAUAGGGAAAAGGCUUAACAAAAAUUUGGGUUAAUUAAAAUGAGCUCCAUCAAGGAAUCGGCAUGUUAAAAGGGCAAGAGGUACACCUAUUACAGGCACCAAUGUCUGUCGCGGUGAUUGGCGCAUAAAAAUGGCACAUGAUUUACGUAUAGGAACUGAAUCUGUCGCUGAACGCCCGUCUUCGGUUUUUUUCAAGUAGAUACAUUGUACGGUUUCCCUGUUUCCCCAGUUUACUCUGAUUACCUCCUAGAACCAUUUUGUUGGUUAGAAAUUGUAAUUUUAGAGGGUACCAAAUCUUAAAUAACAUUUGGUUAACCGUUUUUUCCUUCUUUGUUUUUGUUUUUUGUUUUGCGGUACUGGGGGAACUAACUUAAGGAAUUGGCCACCUCUUCGAAAUAUUUUAUAAGUAGACAAUUGGCUCCUACAAAAAGAAUUUAAUUCCAUGCCAUGGAAACGCACCUUCGAAUAAACCAAUCCAUCUGAAUGGUUUUUUAGUUUACUUUACAAUCCCCACCGGCCCCAUCUCACCAAUUCAGGUUUUCUAUAACUCGAGCUUGGUCACGCCCUUGGAGUUAGACACAUAAUUUGUUUAUAAAUUGCAUAGGAUGAUAAAAAGAUGCAAAACCAAGUCUCCCGCUCUUCUUUGCAGAUCAUUAUCGCAACAUUGCAAGCAAGUAUGACUACUUCUACAAAGAAAAUCACCAAGGUUAUAUUCCUAUCUUAAUGAAGUGUUUGGACUUAAAGCCAGAGCACGUGGUCGCUGACAUUGGUAGUGGAACGGGGGCCAUUGCAAAAGAUCUCUUUGAAUUAUCAGGGCUUCAUAAUCCUAUUUGGUGUGUAGACCCCAGCGUGGAAAUGCAAGAAGUAGCUCGACAAAAGAAAGGGGUUUACCCAGUUGUGAAAACGGCCGAAGAAUUUUUUGCGAACCCGCAAAUCAGAGAGAGAUUUGACAGAGUGCUAGCUACUAUAAGUGCACAUCAUUUUGUUAAUUCCGAUGCGGUUUAUAAGGGAAUACUUCUUAGCCUUCGCCCCGGGGGUUUUUAUGUGCAGAUAAACACUGUCAAGUGCAGUCUUCCGCCAUUCAAAGGUGUGAAAAAACUUUUGAGCCAAUGCUUUGAGCGAGAGAAGGAAAUCUCAUCUCCGUUGCUAAGGGAAAUCGGUUUGAAUGCAAAUAUUUCCAAUCAAGAAUUCUCCUUUUCUGCGGCUGUGACAAAAUCUAAGUUGUACGAAAAAUAUCGAUGCCGCUUUUUAAGUUUAUUACAG
Messenger RNA from Porites evermanni, 1513 nucleotides. NCBI's taxonomy places the organism in Eukaryota, Metazoa, Cnidaria, Anthozoa, Scleractinia, Poritidae. The record is from the annotation of a GenBank genome assembly.